AUGAGUUUGUCGUUAAGGGCAGAGUUGUCUCUAGACAAAAAUAAGAAGAAGAAGAAAAGAGAACUCUCUGAUGAACAAAAACAGGUUAAAGAAGCUUUUGAUCUAUUUGAUACAGACAAAGAUCGUGCCAUAGAUUAUCAUGAACUGAAGGUGGCUAUGAGAGCUCUAGGCUUUGAUGUCAAGAAAGCAGAUGUGCUUAAAAUUCUGCGUGACUAUGACCGAGAAGGAACAGGCAAAAUCUCCUUUGAUGAUUUUAAUGAAACAAUGACAGACAUGAUGUUAGAGAGAGAUCCAGAAGAAAUUUUGAAAGCCUUUAAGCUAUUUGAUGAUGAUAAUUCAGGCAAGAUCAGCCUUCGCAACUUGCGCCGAGUGGCACGGGAGUUGGGUGAAAACAUGACUGAUGAAGAACUUAGAGCAAUGAUAGAUGAGUUUGAUCGAGAUGGUGACGGGGAAAUUAAUGAAGAGGAGUUUAUAGCAAUCAUAACAGGUGACACAUAGUUGUCCUGAACACCAGCUGCACAAGAUUUCCAUGUGUUGUUCAUCUGCUUCAAAGAUAAUCACCAAGAUGACUGAUCAGCAAAAUGUCAUCUGUGAGCAGAAUCCUUUUGUGAAUGGCCUCAGUUUCGAGCUCAUUGUGACAGUGGAGUAUAACAGAGCUAAAAACACUUAAUAGAUAACCUAGACUGAGGAUUGGUCUUUCAAGAGAAAGAAGGAAGUAUUGUGGCAAGUGAUACAAAUGGCUUUCUUCCAAUAUUUCUCAUUAUCCAUUUCACUAUAAGUAAUUUUAUUCUCUUUAGAGUUAAAUUAUGGUUGUCUAUCAUUGUGUAUGUAAAUCAUAAUUGGAGGUAUGCUUCUCAGAUUUUUAUAUUGUGGCCUUUUCUUCAGUCUUUUUCUCUGACCUUAAAGAGACAAGCAUAUUAUGGUUUUCUGUGAUAUGCAAGUUGAAAAAUACAUUAUGUGAUGUUUGUGUGGUUGAUAAUUAAAGCAAAACUUAAGUUAUUUUUGUGUAUGUGCAAAUAUGUGCAAGUGCACUAUUGAUGUAUGUCUGGAUGGGUCAUAUGUCUGAAGUGCAGUGUUAUGUUUCCAGUGAUAAGGCUACUUGAAUUUUUUUUUUUAGAUUAAAUUGUUUUGAUUUUCAAGGUUUAAGUGUUUUUAAUGUCAACCGUUGAAAAGUUUCAAUUAAUUGAAUAGAUUACUCUUUGAUUAAUUUUAAUGACUUUCAUAUACUUGUAAUAUCAAGAUAAACUAUCAAAACUUCAUUCAUAAACAUGAGUGCAUGGAAGAUAAUGCACUCCUAGGAGACUCAUAUUUUGACCUGGCUGCCUUGUCUUCUUAGAAUGAUUGUCACAGAAAAUUAAUUACCAGAGGUUCUUUAUGCUACAUGACUGUUGUUGCACAACAUUUUGAUAUGUAGAUAUUUGUUGCUUAUGUUUUAGAGACUUAACAAUGGAAAAUUUUACUUAAGUGCUUGAUGGAUGAAAAUAAUGAAUAUCAGCAUUGAUAAUGGUUACCAGCAACUUGCAAAAUUUAUAUGACAGCCUUUCCAACCAUGCAGUGGUUUUGUUUAAAAUCUAAGAUGACUGUCCAUAGUGUAAUUUAUUUUACACCAAAACUUCAAGCUUUUUACACUUAUUUUAAAAAAGAGUUCAAAAUGUUUUCAUAUCCAGUUUUCUUUUACAGAUGGCAUUUUGAAACUUUGUAGCAAGGGUUAAUUAGCAUAAUUUUGAAUGUGUGACUAAAUAUAAGUGGUGUAAGUAGAGGUUGCAAGUCUUUUGCUAAGUUAAAAAAAAAACUGACAAGUUGACAAACAGAUUCAUUGCUUGGCCAUUUUCAGUACAAAUUCUGAAAAUCUUGCAGAGUCAAUAAAUGUGAUUCACAUUCAA
Molecule: messenger RNA, 1883 nt
Organism: Pomacea canaliculata
Lineage: Eukaryota; Metazoa; Mollusca; Gastropoda; Architaenioglossa; Ampullariidae
Product: centrin-3-like
Biological process (GO): spindle pole body duplication
Cellular component (GO): microtubule organizing center
Molecular function (GO): microtubule binding; calcium ion binding
Source: RefSeq, a predicted model, not a curated record